Molecule: messenger RNA, 3158 nt
Organism: Branchiostoma floridae (Florida lancelet)
Lineage: Eukaryota; Metazoa; Chordata; Leptocardii; Amphioxiformes; Branchiostomatidae
Product: SCO-spondin-like
Exons: 7
Coding region: 773-2398 (541 amino acids)
Source: RefSeq, a predicted model, not a curated record
AUAAAACUUACCGCUAUAAAGGUCCUGCCGUCUCAAAUAGACUCCUUGAAUACCACCAAAAUAAAACUGACAUUAUCCAGAAGUCAGAAUAAGUGGAAUUCACGUGCAAGCAUACUGAUAUUAAUACAUCAUGUCUGAGAUUUGUAAAGCGUGGUGAAGCCUGGAGGCGGAUGUGAGGGAGUCUGGCUACACAUGGGGACAGCUGGAGGAAAUGGCCCAGGACCGCCGGAGAUGGAAUCGUGGCCUAUGUCCAAGGAUGGGCAGUAGGCCCAAGUAAGUAAGUAAACCCGUUGCUCCUCAAAUUAUCCGAGAAAAUUUGGUAUCAAUGUAAUGGUGAGAAAAUUGGCUAUCACACGGUAGGGGUUAGCUAAUGAGUUCAAGGUGAAUGGUAAAAAAGACAACCACAAAUAAACGGACCAUAAAUGCCAAUGUUUCGAAGGCCACAACGUUCACUGUCAUUUUGUAAUGCACGAAAUAUCUACAUGAUUGUACUGGGCAAUACCUGUAGAUAAGAAAAAAUAUAGACAUUAUGUAGGUCUGAGGUGUUUUUGCUGCAAAAUAGGCAGUUGUUUAUGCCCAUGCAGCGGGGUCAAAUCAGUAUCUAAGCCGUAUCUAAGAGAAUAACGCGUUCUAGAGUGACCUGCGGUUGGACUGUUCCAUCUCGAACAUUCGAAAACGAGAAUGGAAUUAGAACUUCGAAUCUCUGGAGAAAAUCGAAUGAAGACGUUAUUCAGUACCAUAUAGCUACCAGUGUCGUGUAAACAUACAGUAAAUGAUGUAUGUUUCGCCAGUCAUCGCGUUAUUACUUUUAUGCUUAAGUUUAAACCUGGGGCUUCGGUGUCGCAACGCAAGCAUCGACUUGGGGACAGGACACAACGGUACAAACGCCACUUCCGUCGACUUCGAGUCCCCUUCUCCUGACAACGACAAGUACGAUUUUGUGGUGAAUCGGCUGCUAGAUGACAUCACCAUCGACGAAAGAGCAGCCAAGUCUUUCCUUCAACCCAGCCCUGAAUGGGAGUAUGACAAUCUUUUAGAAGCACUGCGUACUGAAGUUAAAGGCGUCGAUGGAAAGCACCGUCCAGUUAAGAGAAGCGGACGAGCCCCGCCCGAACCCAGAGUUCCAGAAACGUGGCACGUGCCCGGCAUAAAAGAAAAGACACCUUACUUGGAAGGCAGGACAUUCAAAUCACUUCCACAGCUGAGUAGUAAAUACGACUACUUGAAGUACAAGAAGUGGCCAGAGAUAAGAAGUGAAAAUCGGGGCACAGGUCAUCGGCAUGAACGAAACCCAUGUGUUGAAGAUGGCGGCCACGACGCAUGCCAACCUAGAGGCAGAUGCGUGCCAUCCAUGCGCACUCACAUCUACUCUUGCGACUGUGAUGACGGGUGGUCGGAUGAACCUGAAACCGGCGGACCACAGUACCCAGACUGUAGGCAUAAAGACGACCCCUGUGGGAGGGUGGCUUGUAUGAACGGCGGAGCCUGCAAACACUCCCAGAACGGCGAAGACGUUUAUUGCGUGUGCAAUGACGUGUAUUUUGGAGAUAGGUGCCAAUAUCGAAGACCAUACUUGGGACCUUGGGAAUCCUGGGGACCAUGUUCUGUGACGUGCGGGGCCCAGGGUAUCCGGAAAAGGAGACGGCACUGCGAAGAUCCCGCGGGCCUGACUGAUUACGACUGUUCGGGGAAAAAGGAGGAGGAGGAGGUUUGCCAGCCGACCGUCUGUAAAUAUUCAGGUCGAUGGACCAGCUGGGGGGAGACGACUCCAUGUACCGUGAUCUGCGGGCAUGGAUACAGGACAAGGUCCAGACACUGUAGAUACUGCAAAGACCCCGAAUGUGUGGAGGAAACCCAACUGGAGGCAGAACACGGGUCGCCUUGUGACGGCAUCGCCCAGGAAAAAUCCCCAUGUAACACUCAACCAUGUCCAGCUGAAGAUCUAGCUGUCAAAUACUUCAAGGAGACGAGACAUUUUUUCGGCGAUAAAAACGGUGAAGCUUCUGCAAAAGCACCUCUUACAUUCUUCACCCAAUUCAGGGGUAAGUAUUUCGGCGAUGCAGAUACUCUUAUCGCAGGCUACAACGACAUCAAGCCCGAUGAGUGUGCCCGCAGGUGUCUGGAAGGUUAUGGGGACUAUGACGGUGUCAACCCGAUAUGUAAGUCCUUCAACUGGCGACCUUAUACUGUUAGUAAUUCCGGGGAUCAACCCCGGAAAUGCUGGCUACACCGCGAAAACAAGGACACACACCCGGACAAUCCUGAAUGGGAUCAUUGGCCAAGCCGCUACUACUUUCAAAGGAAAGUUGUCCCUGGACCUAGUGGAAGAGGCCCAUCGCUAACUGCUUUCCGUGUGCUUGUAGCUGCCAUGAGUCUCUUGACAUCGGCUCUCUUCUAGGACAUACAGUCUCAAGAACAAUCAGCAAAGCAUACAUGCAUCUAAGGCGCACUCAUUGAUUCUAGUUGUAGCUUAGAGUGAUGGUAUCAAUUUUAACAUACGAAGAAAGAGAACUUCGGCUGUUCAAGUUGCCACUAACCUGAGAUUCUUAACCCUUAUGGCAAGUCCUGGUUAUAUAAUAAUCUACAAUCAUCGUUAAUACAAAAGAAGUCACCAUCUUUAUUGAUUUGAAAACAAAUAUUCUUAACCUGUUACAGACUUUUGCCGGAAAUGAAGCUAUACAUAUGUGAAAACGUCAUCAACGUUCGUCGAGGAUUCCAAAUAGUGUUUCAAUCUCAUGACAGUCAUUCUAGUCCAGUUGGAAUAAACAUGAGGAUUUAGCUCGGCUGGUUGUAGAUGUACAGAAAGAUUCACCUGAGCAGAACGAAAGACCAACGUUUCUGCCAAGGUUCCCUCCACUGAAACACAGUUCACGACAUAGCUGGGGCACUGAACAACAAAAGACAGGUGGAUCUAGCAAUACUGGAUUUCACUAUGGCCUUCGACAAAGUCCCACAUAGCAGACUUAUAUCAAAACUGGAGUACUAUGGAAUUCAAUGUACUACAUUUAACUGGUUAAAGACUUUCUUGACGAACAGAGAGCAAACUGUAGUGGUAGAAGGAAGGCCUCAGCUCCAGUAAAAGUAGCGUCGGGAGUUCCGCAAAGGACUGUCCUGGGACCAUUGUUCUUCCUCUUGUACAUAAACGACUUGCCAGACCA